AUGGGUGGUUUACUCUUUGGUUAUGAUCUUGGAAUUAUGGGAGGAGUGACUUCCAUGGAACCUUUCCUAAUAAAAUUCUUUCCUAGUGUUUAUAAGCAAAUGAAAGAUGAAUCUAACCACGAAAGUCAGUAUUGCAAAUUUGACAACGAGCUCCUUACAUUGUUCACCUCGUCCUUAUAUCUUGCUGCAUUAGUAGCUUCUUUCUUUGCUUCCACCACCACAAGAAUGACAGGACGCAAGACCUCAAUGUUCGUAGGUGGUUUGUUUUUCCUCGUGGGUGCAUUGUUGAAUGCUUUUGCCAUCAAUAUUGAAAUGCUUAUCAUAGGUCGUUUAUUGCUUGGUUUUGGUGUUGGGUAUUGUAAUCAGUCUGUACCUGUGUAUUUGUCUGAAAUGGCCCCAACAACGAUAAGAGGUGCACUCAACAUUGGAUUUCAAAUGAUGAUCACAAUUGGUAUCUUAAUUGCAAACCUUAUCAACUAUGGGACUUCCAAACUAGAAUAUGGUUGGAGAGUUUCUUUAGGUAUUGGUGCAGUUCCUGCAAUAAUGUUAUGUGCAUGA
Sphenostylis stenocarpa is the source of this 558-nucleotide messenger RNA. NCBI's taxonomy places the organism in Eukaryota, Viridiplantae, Streptophyta, Magnoliopsida, Fabales, Fabaceae. The record is from the annotation of a GenBank genome assembly.